This is a messenger RNA of Oncorhynchus nerka (sockeye salmon), 4585 nucleotides long. Its product is annotated as glutathione hydrolase 5 proenzyme-like. Gene Ontology annotation, biological process: leukotriene D4 biosynthetic process; glutathione catabolic process; inflammatory response. The record is from RefSeq and is a predicted model, not a curated record. Gene Ontology annotation, molecular function: leukotriene-C(4) hydrolase activity; glutathione gamma-glutamate hydrolase. Gene Ontology annotation, cellular component: plasma membrane. NCBI's taxonomy places the organism in Eukaryota, Metazoa, Chordata, Actinopteri, Salmoniformes, Salmonidae.
GGGUGGAGGAGGAGUAUGAAGGCUCAUUGACUACUAAGCGGUGAGCUCUUGGAACGGGACAACACUUUCUGCCCAGCGGAGAAUAGUAUUUUUGGAAAAGUUUUUCUCUUGAAAGCAUGUCCAAAUAUAAGCCAUGGCAGGUUGGUUGCUGUCUCUGUAUCGGUUUAUUUGGUGCUAUAAUAUUAAUCUGUCUCUGCAUACUAGCCUUCGGCGUAUUUAUCCACCGAGGAUGCUCCGAGGACACGUACAAGCACGCGGCGGUUUCUGCGGAUAAACUUUGCUCGGACAUUGGCAGAGAUAUACUGCAACAAGGAGGAUCGGCAGUAGAUGGCGCCAUUGCAGCUCUGUUGUGCACUUCACUGGUCAACCCUCAGAGCAUGGGCCUGGGAGGAGGCUCCAUAUUCACUGUUAGGGACAAAACUGGCAAGGUGAAAACCUUCAGUUCGAGAGAGACUGUUCCACAGUCAUCCAAAGCUGAUCUGCUGAAGGGCUGUCCAACAUCUGUCACAUUUAUCACAGGUAGUCAGUGGAUUGGCGUUCCUGGAGAGUUGCGUGGGUAUGAGGUGGUUCACAGAAUGUACGGGAAGCUGCCCUGGGCCAGGCUGUUUGAGCCCAGCAUUAGACUGGCCAGAGAAGGAUUUCCUAUGCCACCCUUCCUGGGAUCCCUCCUUAACAUCACACUCAUAGGAAACCUGGUGAAAGCAACAUCACUCUGUGAGGUGUUCUGCCACAAGAACAAGACGGUGCUGGGCAUAGGAGACAUGUUGAAGUUCCCUAAACUGGCAGAAACCAUGGAAAACAUUGCAGAACAAGGUGUAGAUGCCUUUUACACUGGCCAAAUUGGACUUGACUUGAUCCAAGACGUAAAAGCAGCAGGUGGGACCCUUACCAUGGAGGAUCUGAAGUCAUUCAGAGUCAGAGUGGAGGAUGCCUGGACUGUUCCUCUUGGCGAUUACCAGAUGCACAUCCCUCCACCUCCUGCAGGGGGAGUCAUGCUUGCCUUCAUCCUCAACCUUGUUAAAGGGUUCCAUUUCACCCCCAGGUCCAUGGAGGAGGACCAGAAGGUCCUGACCUAUCACUGCUACAUAGAGGCAGCUAAAUUUGCUAACGGACAGAGGAACAGCGUUCACGAUCCUGUUUUCAACACUAAAAAAGAUGCAUCGUAUAUGGUGGACUCUGACUUUGCUGAUCGGAUCAGGGUAUUGAUCAGUAAAAACCGUACCUAUAAUGACUCCUACUACAACAUAACACCUUCCCCUGACCGCUUUGGGACCACACAUGUGUCAGUCCUGGCUGAAGAUGGAUCUGCAGUCUCUGUCACAAGUACCAUCAACCAAAUUUUUGGUGCAGGGAUUUACUCCAGUAGAACAGGCAUCAUCCUCAACAACGAGCUGGCUGACUUCUGUUUUAGAGCAGAGAGAUUGAGUGCAGGUGAACAGCCUCCCUCUUCAAUGGCUCCAGCUAUACUGAGCUCCAGCUCUGGGAAAAAUACCCUUGUAAUUGGGGGAUCAGGGGGUAGCCUGAUCACGACCGCCAUGGCCCCGUCCAUAAUGAACCACCUUUGGUUGGGGAUGAGUUUGAAAGAUGCCAUUGCUGCUCCUAUAGUGUUCGUCGAUGGCAACAACAAUGUGAUGUUUGAGAAUGGCUUUGAUAAGUCUGUGAUAGAGGCCCUUAAGAUCAUUGGACACAGAGUGACAGACUUCGAAUACUUCUUCAAUGUGGUCAAUGCUGUGGCCAAGGAGGACGGAUGCAUCACAGCCGUGUCAGAUGCCAGGAAGCAGGGCAAAUCUGCUGGCUACUGACCAAGGUUUACAGCCAAUUAGUUGGCUUUAGAACACUGUACAGUAGGUCCCAGAGGACAGUACUUUUAGUGAGAUUUAUUUUUUGUAAUUCUAUUAUCUUCAUAUAUGAACAUUUUUAUCUAAACCAACAGUCCAGAGCCUUAAGCAGAAUCAAAUGGCCCUCUUGACAAAAUACUGGAGUUUCUAAUUUUACCAAGUACAAACAAUUACAUGCUUGUUCUUAAUGACUUAACUGUGCAGUACACAUAGAUUAUAGCACAAGGGAGGUCCCGAAGGAACUCAAAUGGGAAGAGAAGGUCAGUACAGCCUGUCAGCCUGUACUAACAUGGGACUCAUACUGUGACCACAAGGACUUGUCAGAUUCAGGACAGGACAUGGUACAACAUGUUACAACUCAAUCCUCCAAGUUCAUUUAUUAGUCCCUCUCCGGAGUGUUGCAGCAAUGCUCUGAGACUCAUACUUUGAGAUAAAACAGGCUUUUUGCAGCCCCCUUCAGUGUCAGAAAGGAGCUCCACUGCCUAAUAAUGCUAAAGCACCCUUUGCUGACUCUAACAGCUACCCAAUCAGCUUGCUGCCUAAUCUUAUUAAACUGGUGGAGAGAAUUGUGUUUGACCAAAUACAAUGCUACUUUUCAGAGAACAAAUGAACUACUGACUUUCAGCAUGCAUAUACAGAAAAGCACUCAACUUGUACUGCACUGACUCCGAUGACGGAUGAUUGGUUAAAAUAAAUGGAUAAUAAGAUGAUAGUUGAAGCUGUAUUGUUAGAUUUCAAUGCAGCCUUUGAUGUUAGAUCAUAAAUUGUUAUUGAAGAAACUCACAUUGGCUUUACAUCACUUGCCAUCACAUGGUUGGACAUCACAUGGUUGGACAAUUCCACACUCUACAUGUCAGCACCAAAAGUCGGUGAGCUCACAAAAUAAAUAAAUAAAAGAUUGUUAGUUUUAGAAUGAGUGAAUAAUAAUAAUAAACUGGUCUUAAAUACAUUUCAAACUAAAAGCAUUGUAUUUGGUUCAAAACAUUCUCUAGGCCCUAAACCUCAACUGGAGUUGUACAUAAAGGGUGUGACCAUUGAGCAAGUUGAGGAAGCUGAACUCCUACGCACAGUACGUAUAACACUGGAUGGUCAAUUAUCAUGGGCAAGUCAUAUUGGCAAAGUUGUUGUGAAGAUGGGGAGGGGUAUGUAUUUUAUAAAAAGAGGUUAUGUGUUUGAGACAAAUCAACUUGGCAUGUAUAACAAGGCAAUUAGAAAUUCCAGACAAGCUCGUUUUCUAACUUGAUCACUAAGAUCAGGGUGGCAGGGUAGCCUAGUGGUUAGAGCGUUGGACUAGUAACCGAAAGGUUGCAAGUUCAAAUCCCUGAGCUGACAAGGUACAAAUCUGUCCUUCUGCCCCUGAACAGGCACUUAACCCACUGUUCCUAGGCCGUCAUUGAAAAUAAGAAUUUGUUCUUAUCUGGCUUGCCAAGGUAAAAUAAAAAAAAUAAUCUGAAUGUGUUUGAGACAAAUCUACUUGGCAUGUAUAACAACCAUUGAUGACCUGAUUUAAUCCUACCCCUGCAAGCGAACCUGCAAACUUUCCUCCACAGCUAAAAGCUCAAAUAACACCUAGCUUUUCAUCUGGUGUUUUAUCUUUAUUCCACUUUAAUUAAAAUAUGCGGCCAGAUUCUCUCUGUGGUUUGGCGCCAACAAUAAAUCUUGUCUUGAUUUAGCUGGAGGAAGUUGUAAGACAUCCAAGUAUUUAAAUCACUAAUACAGUCUAAUAAUUUAUCCGUGUAGCUAAAAUCCUCUGGUGACACAAAUGUAAAGUUGUGUAUGAAGUGCCAGCUGUAUUUUAGAAAAAUUCCAAUCUGGUUUUCGUGCCCACUACAGCACAGAGACAGCCUUAGUUAAGGUGGUAAAUGAUCUUAGCGCUAACACAGAUGCCAAACAGCUCUCCGUCCUUGUACUCUUGGAUUUAGGUGCUGCAUUCAACACGGUUGACCAUGAUGUCCUUUGGAAAGACUGGAGAGGUGGGUUGGCCUCUCAGGUCCAAUUCUAAAUUGGUUCAGGACCUAUUUGAGUUUUUUUGUGACUCAUGGUGAACAUAACUCAGAGAAAAUACUACCACCUGAGGAACAUUGCCAAGGCGCGGCCAUUUCUCUCUCAGGCUGAUACAGAGAGACUCGUCCAUACUUUUAUUAUAAGCAGGCUUGACUACUUUAGUGCUCUCCUGUUUGGUCUACCCAAGAAAGCUAUUGGUCAACUGCAAAACAUACAGAAUGCUGCUGCACUGGUACUGACCAAGACCAGACGGAGAGCACACAUUACACUGGUUUUAAGGUCUCUGCACUGGCUGGCUGUGAGUUUUAGAAAUUCAUUUUAAGAUUCUUAUAUUGCUUUUUAAAUCAAUCCAUAAUUGUGUACCCCAAUACAUGUCAGACAUACUUUUUAAGUUAUGUACCCAGUAAGUCCCUCAGGUCCUCUGGUACUGGCCUUUUAACUAUUCCAAAGCCUAGGAUCAAGAGGCAUGGAAAGGCAGCCUUUAGUUAUUAUGCCCCCAGCCUCUGGAACAGCCUGCCAGAGAUCCUCAGUGGGCUGAAACUGUGGACAUAUUUAAAAGAGAUCUUAAAACACCUUUUUAGCUUUUGCUUUUCCUUAGUUCUUUUUAGUCAUUUAGUUUUUGUUAUUCUUUUUAUCCUCUUAUUGUGUAGUAAAUAUUUAAGUUUAUUUUUCCUGUGAAGCACAUUGCGUUGCAUUCCAUGUCUGCAAUGUGCUGUAUAAAUAAAGUUUGAUUUAUACUAGUU